This is a messenger RNA of Pezoporus flaviventris, 1863 nucleotides long. RefSeq names its product BORA aurora kinase A activator (gene BORA). The coding region runs from base 12 to 1811 and encodes 599 amino acids. The record is from RefSeq and is a predicted model, not a curated record. Gene Ontology annotation, biological process: regulation of mitotic spindle organization; activation of protein kinase activity; regulation of mitotic nuclear division. NCBI's taxonomy places the organism in Eukaryota, Metazoa, Chordata, Aves, Psittaciformes, Psittacidae. Gene Ontology annotation, cellular component: nucleus; cytoplasm. Gene Ontology annotation, molecular function: protein kinase binding. The transcript has 11 exons.
CUCUUACUGUUAUGGCUCAUACAAAAGAAGCUAAAAUGCAGAUAAUGCCAGAAACUCCAGGACGAGUCACCAUCCUGAAUCCUUUUGAAAGUCCUAGUGAUUAUUACACUCUUCAGGAGCAGAUUGUUUCCAGUCCUUCAGUCUUCAAAUCAACAAAACUCUCACCUACACCAGGAAAAUUUAGAUGGUCUAUUGAUCAGCUUGCUGUAAUAAAUCCUGUGGAAAUUGACUUGGAAGAUGUUCAACGUCAAGCAAUGUAUCUGAGUCAUGAUAGAAUUGAUAAGGAGACAGAAGACAGAAGGCAAAAAGCCAUUGAAGAGUUUUUCACAAAAAGGCUCAUAGUUCCUUCUCCUUGGACAGAACAUGAAGGAAAGCAAGUUUCACAGUUUAAUUCUGCCACAGAUCUAAAUAGCCUUUCUCCAAUUGGAAGACAGCUAACUUUGCACCCUGACAAAAGCAAUGCUGCUUGUCAGACAGUACUGUCUUUGCCGGUGGAUUUUAAUUUAGAGAAAAUACUAGGUGAAUAUAUCAGAACUGAUGAAUUUUCAGAUCAGUCUCAGGGAAAUCUGAGCUCUUCAUCACUCAGAAGAAAGCUGUUUUUAGAAGAAAAUGGAAGUGUGUCUGAGUGUUUGUCUGUUUCUCCACAUAGUCCAUGUGGUAAUCAGCCACUUGGAGUGCUUUGUUCAAUAGACAUCUCUCCAGUUCGGUGCAGAAGCCCUCUGGAAACACCUAGUUCAGGUCAGAUUUCAUCAAGUCCUAUUCAGGGAGGAGCAAGUGUUUACAGUCUGGGAAGUAUAACCAGUCCCACAUUUCCACAGGGGUCUCCUGCCCCUAAUGGUUCUCCUGCUUUUUCACCAAUUGCUUUUCACAUAAGAAAGACACCACUGUCAGACCAAAGAAAAUUCACAUUUUGUUCUCCAGAUAUUCCUUCUUCUUCAAAUAAAAUGACAUCCCCAGCUACAAGAAGUCCUUAUAUAGAUGGUUGUUCUCCAAUUCAAAAGUCUUCACCUAUGAGACUUGGAGCAUGCAGAAGAACUACCCAGUUUCAGACUUCUGUCAUUAGGAUACCAAUUGCUGUUGAGAACCACGGUGAGAAUGAGGAAGACAAGGAGAAUGCUUCUCCAUCAGAAGCUUGGUUCCCAGAAAUCGAUAAUGGAAUAACCUUAUGCCAGCAAGAUGGGGAUACUUUUACACAUGGCACACAUCUUGUGGUAGCAACUGUGUCUAUUGCACCAGAUCACUCAGAAGCUUGUCAUCAAAGGCUGUCAUCAUUUCAGGAUAUGGAAGGCUCCAAGGAAAAUAAUACUGUAGAUAUGGCUGACAUAGCUGAAGUGUCAGAGGAAAACAUUUGGAUAAAAGAAACAAUUGGCAAUAGCAAUGCACCAAUGACCAGCUUUAUGACAGGGAUUACUUUCAGUAUUGAAAACUCUCAUGUGUUCAUGUCGCCUCUUGCAGAAAGUAGCACAAUUCCUUGUGACAACAGUAGUAUUCAGGUGGACAGUGGGUAUAAUACACAGACUUGUGGAAGCAGCAUUAUGGAUACUGCGGGGGCCCAAAACAGUUGCAGAGAAAAUGAUGUGAACAUUAACGUGUUUCAGACUAAAUCUCAGCUGCUUAGAACAAAGGAGGUUUCUGUUUCAAACCAUAAGGACAGUCAGUUGCUGAGAGCAAGAUCUCCAGAGAAGCAAUGCUGUUUCCAAAAAGCAAAACCACAUUGUACAGUAUUCGGUCAAAAUGCAACUUGCAACAUUUCUGCCUGGAAACAUCAAAAUGAAAACCAAGUUCAGGGAUUUUGCAGAAACGAUAUGUAGUUCUGUGAUGGAGAAGAUUAAAUUGUGAUGUCUAAUAAAUUUUUAUGUAUAU